This is a messenger RNA of Vespa crabro (European hornet), 3142 nucleotides long. RefSeq names its product exocyst complex component 6B (gene Sec15). Gene Ontology annotation, cellular component: exocyst; membrane. The record is from RefSeq and is a predicted model, not a curated record. Lineage: Eukaryota; Metazoa; Arthropoda; Insecta; Hymenoptera; Vespidae. Gene Ontology annotation, biological process: intracellular protein transport; Golgi to plasma membrane transport; exocytosis. The coding region runs from base 119 to 2470 and encodes 783 amino acids. The transcript is spliced from 13 exons.
AAACCACCCCCUUUACGCAGAUGCUAGAUCGAACGGUGCAUAUGCGCAAUGAAGGGAUGAAAACAAGACCGCAAGUUAAGGGAUGAAAAUAAAAUGAGAUAAGAUCAAAUUAAAUAAUAUGUCAAGAUUAUCGGUCGCUCAAAUUCAAAAUAUUCUUUCGAGCGUUGCACCUAAACAUGAACAUUUUUUAUACGAAAUAGAGACAUCAAACAAUAAUAGUAUAAGCCUUAUUAUCAGGGCAAUUUAUGAUGGCAAUGAACAUGAAAAAUUUCUGGAGAAGCUCGAUGAGCGCAUCAAAGCUCAUGACAAAGAUAUCGAAAGAAUGUGUAAUCAUCAUUAUCAAGGAUUCAUCGAUUCCAUUCGUGAACUUUUACAAGUUCGCUCCCAAGCACAACAACUUAAUGCAGAAAUAUUAGAACUUGACAAAUGUAUAACUGCCACUUCUAGUAAGGUAAUUGAAAAAGGAGAAGAACUUGUACGGGCACGUAAAGUAGAAAGUAAUAUGGCAGCUGCUGUAAACAGUCUCACUAUGUGCCUUCCUGUUUUGGCAGCUUAUGCAAAACUACAAAAGCAAUUGAAAGAUAAACGUUAUUACCCAGCUUUGAAAACUCUUGAGCAACUGGAACAUCAUGACCUUCCAAAAGUUACAAAUUAUAGAUUUUCUUCCCAAAUAACUCAACAAAUUCCACAAUUGCGUGAAAACAUAAAAGAUGCUUCCAUGUCAGAUCUGCGAGAUUUUUUAGAGAAUAUAAGAAAACAUUCGCCAAAAAUUGGAGAGGUUGCUAUGCGCCAUACUGCUGAACAAUUGGUUAUUGAAGCUGAGAUUAUUGGACGGAAAAAGAAAAAAUCGCAUACGUAUACAGAAUCUGGCGACGGAGAAGAAGAAUUAAGCGCGCAAGACUUAAUGGAUUUUAGCCCGGUAUAUCGUUGUAUGCAUAUUUACACUGUUCUCCGUGAAGGUGAAACGUUUAAGACUUAUUAUAGAAACCAAAGAAAGCAACAGGCUAGGCUUGUUUUACAAGCUCCCAUUAAUAUGCAUGAAAGUUUAAUCGGAUAUCAGGCUUACCUACAUAGUAUCGUUGGCUUUUUUGUGGUGGAAGAUCAUAUUUUAAAUACAAGUAAUGGAUUAGCUACUCAUUCUUAUUUAGAAGAAUUGUGGACUAUGGCUUUACCUAAAAUAAUCAAUUCACUUAGAACACAUUCAGCAUAUUGUACAGAUGCGACGUUGAUAUUAAAGAUAAAAAACUUGAUAAUGCUUUUUAAUACAACAUUAAGUAAUUAUGGAUAUCCCGUUGGACAACUUUGGGAUUUACUACAAGAAAUUCGUGUACAUUACAACGAAGUUCUUAUGCAACAUUGGGUUCAAGUUUUUCGAGAUAUUUUAGAUGAGGAUAGUUUUUUACCAUUACAGGUCACAUCACAAGCAGAAUACGAAAGCAUUCUUAGUUCUUUUCCAUAUCAUGAUGAAGAAUUACAAAAGGCCAAGUUUCCUAAAAAAUUUCCAUUUUCAGCCAUGGUACCAAAAGUCUAUCAACAAGUUAAAGAAUUUAUUUAUGCUUGCUUGAAAUAUUCGGAAGAUUUAAAUUUUACGCAAGCCGAAAUAGAUGAAAUGAUUUGUAAAUCAACGAAUUUGCUUUUGACAAGAACAUUUAGUGGAUGUUUGUCGUCAUUAUUUCGAAAACCAUCUUUAGCUCUAUUACAAGUAGUUCAAAUUAUAAUAAACAUGGGUUAUUUGGAAAAGUCUACAAAAUACUUGGAAGAAUUUGUUACUAAUAUUACUGGAACACAACACGAAGGACAAUUAAGUUGUGUGGGAGACAAAUCUGCUAUGUUUAGAGUGGCAAGGGAAGACGCGGAAACGCAGAUUUGUGAAAAACUUGAAAAGAAGUUGGACGAAUUUUUGGAAUUAGAAAAUUAUGACUGGAAUUUGUCUGAACCUCAAGGCCAUGCUUCUGGAUUCAUUACAGAUCUCAUAGCAUUUUUACAAAGUACAUUUACAUGUUUCACUAAUUUACCAGAUGAAGUUGCACAAGUUGCAUGUAAAUCAGCUUGCGAUCAUAUAGCAAAAGCUAUAUUAGAUAUAUUAAUUAGUGAAGAUGUAAAGCAAAUAUCAAUGGGUGCACUUCAACAAGUCAAUUUGGAUACUAUACAAUGCGAACAGUUUGCUGCUUCAGAACCUAUUGUCGGUUUACCGGAAGGUACAUUAUUGCAAUAUUUCAGUCAAUUAAGACAAUUGCUAGAUUUAUUUAUGGGUUGGGAUUGGCCAACCUAUUUUCAUGACUAUGGUCAUGAUUCGAGCAAAUAUAACUUAGUAACUCCAAAUAUGGCUGUGAUCUUAUUAGAGAAAUUGAAAGAAUCUGAUAAAAAAACAGUAUUUUCUGUACUGAAGAAAAGUGAGAGAGAUAAGAAAAAAUUGUUAGAAACUGUUUUAAAGCAAUUGCGUCAAUUGGCACAGACUACUCAACAAUAAUAACCCACUAAAAUUGAUAUAAUAUAUCAAGUGAAUUAUAAAUAUAGAUUAUACUUUUGUAUAUAAUAUAUAUAUAUAUAUAUAUAUAUAUAUAUAUAAAUAUAUAUACAUAUAUACAUAUAUAUAUAUAUAUAUAUAUAUAUAUAUAUAUAUAUGUAUGUAUGUAUAUAUAGAUAUAUAUAUAUAGAUAGACGUACAAAACUUUUUGCACAGUUUUGUAUACAUGAACGUACAAAAUUGUGCAAUACCGUUAAUUUUAAUAUAAUAUUUACUAAUUUAUUGUAUUAAAAAAUUAUAGAGAAUUUUAGUUUAAUUUAUACCAAGUAGACAGGUAGAACGAUAAAUUUGAAUUAUGUAAUAAAAUUUCAAAAUAUAAAUUUCGUAUAUACGCGAACGUAAAUGUUAUUUUCUCCAAUGUGCAAUUCCUAGUUAUGUAGUUUAAACUAUUCGACGCAUAUAGCAUAGCACACAAUUAAUACAAUUAAUAAAGGUUCACCUUUUAUUUUCUUUUUUUCUUACUAAUAAUAUUAAAGUAAUGUGCUAUCGUAAAAAAUACUACACAACAGUAUCUGACGUAACUGUAUCGGUAUUCAUAUAUUAUAUUGUAAAUAAGAUACAAUGUACAACAACUCUACAACGAAUAAAAUCCCAAUUCCUAUCUUGUGAAUGUAA